GCAGACUCAGGUGCGCCUCACUCUGCGCUGCGCAAAGACGCGACUGCGCUCGUCCGCAAACGCUCUUCAUUCUGCCGCGCCGCGCAGGACAUUAGGACCAACUACUUCUCCUUCUUCAUGGGAAAAACCUUCAUCUUAAUUUAUAGGACAAACAGGGCAAAGUUACCUUACAGGAAGGACCUUCCACGGACCUCGUCACCACAAUGAGUUGGGGGGCACUCUACGCCCAGCUGGGCGGCGUCAACAAACACUCCACCAGCCUCGGGAAGAUCUGGCUCUCCGUCCUCUUCAUCUUCCGCAUCACCAUCCUGGUCCUGGCUGCCGAGAGCGUUUGGGGCGACGAGCAGUCAGACUUCACGUGCAACACGCAGCAGCCCGGUUGCAAGAACGUGUGCUACGACCAUUUCUUCCCCGUGUCGCACAUCCGCAUGUGGUGCCUGCAGCUCAUCUUCGUCUCCACGCCGGCCCUGCUCGUCGCCAUGCACGUCGCGUACAGGAAGCGCGGCGACAAGAGGACCAUUCUGGCCUCCAACAGCACCGAAAACUCCGACCUUGAGAUCCUGAAAAAAAGGCGUCUGCCCAUCACGGGCCCACUUUGGUGGACCUACACCUGCAGCCUGUUCUUCCGCCUCAUCUUUGAGGGGGGCUUCAUGUACGCGCUGUACUUCGUCUACGACGGCUUCCAGAUGCCCCGGCUCGUGAAGUGUGAGCAGUGGCCCUGCCCCAACAAGGUGGACUGCUUCAUCUCCCGACCGACGGAGAAGACGGUCUUCACCAUCUUCAUGGUGGCCUCUUCGGCCAUCUGCAUGGUGCUGAACGUGGCCGAGCUGUUCUACCUCAUCGUCAAGGCACUCCUGAGGUGCAUGGACAGGUCGGGCAAGAGGAAACACCCCUACGCGGAGAGCGUGUCGAGGGACAACAAGAAGAACGAGAGGCUGUUGUCGUCCUCCACGGAUUCGUCCAGCAACAAGACCGUGUGCUGAAGAGCGACGAGAGGGAUGGACUCUAGAUUCAUCCGUGAACCUCCAUUAGAGCCGUCUAGUGGGGUACAGAGUCUGUAUUCCUGUGGGAAAGUUGUAGUUCUGCGUCUUAACCUGCAGCAGAACUCGUGUCGUCCCGAGGGAAUUGGAUCUCGGCGGCAUUUUAAAAAAAGAUUUUCACGCGUGACCUUAAUUUUUCCACUCAUGCACUGUAGUGCUGUUCACAGCUGAGUAUUUUUCUUUUUUAGUUUAGUUUGAGUUCUACCUAGCCACUUACCUAGCUAGCUAACUAACAAUCAAAACAGUUUAACAAAUAUUAGUUUACGUCUUAAUCAAAUAUUACCUCUUGCUGUAAUCUCAAAGGCAUAUUUGAUUAGAUAUAAAAUGUGCAAUAACUCCUUGCUUUAUAGCAAUGUUUUGGUUAGAGAAUAUUUUGCCAAGAAUACCGAUAGAUUAAGAACCAGCACGAAGCUACGCAUAAGAAGUAAAAUAAUAAUUUGUUCUCACGGAAAACCCCAGGAGAUUGCAAAAUGCCAAGUGAUACCUUGAUUAUUAUUAUUAUUAUUAUUAUUAUUAUUAUUAUUAUUAUUAUUAUUAUUAUUAUUAUUAUUAUUAUUAUUAUUAUUAUUGAGAGUUAUGUCUUUGACUUCCGGUUGAAACCUGAAGCUGUAACAAGUUUAAGGGCGCUAUUGCAAUGGAGGAAUGAGCCUACACUGACAUCUAGUGGUGAGCAACGAGAAGAGGCGAGAAUUAAUUAAAGGGAUUUCUACUUUUCAAGGCAAUUGAUCAAAGGCGGAUUGGUUCAAAAUGUAGCUGUGUUGACUAAAUCGUCUUUUCACGUUUACGUUUUUGAGUGUAAGAAUUUAACUGGGAAGAAUGCAGGCGUUUCUCUUUAUGAAGAGACUAAAAUCAAUCAAAUGUUAUUGUUGUUGUUGUUUUGUGACUCAAAUACAAGACAAAAUCAAGACAGCAUUUCCCUUUUAAAAAAAAUAUAAGACAUAAAAAAAGGUGCAAUAAUAUAAAGAGCAUUUUAACAGAUUCAGGAAGAAAACUGUCUAUCAGUCUGGUGUUCAAUCAAAAGUUAACAGUGAACGUGUGAAAAGUCUCUGAAAUGAAUCCUGGACAGAGAAAAGGGACAAUGAGCUCCAGAUACAGAAUAGAGCUGUCAUGUUUCCAGUUUAAUCAACCAAAUUCAUCUUUUAGCUUUUGCCUGAUUAUAAUGUUCUUAAACCAUUAGAUUUUAUUCUUCUUUUUUUUUUUCGUCUCACAAAGCAAUUCAUACCACUUGAACAUCUCACGUCCUGUCAUACAACCACAAACAUCAAUGUAUUUUUAUUGGACUUUUAUACCAAAGAGGUGGAUACAUUUUGUGAUUGUGAACAUCAAUUUUCAUCUCUUUCCCUAAAUUAUUAUUUGUCUUUCUUGGACUUUGACUGGGCCAUUUUAAACACAUGAUAAUGUAUGCCUCUUAAGUGAGAUUGUUCUAUAGUCUCAAAUCUUUUGAUGGCCUCUAAUUGAUUUUGUUCCACUAUUACCCAUCAGCCAGCUGUCCUAAACCCACAGCAUGAUACUAUCACCACCAUGCUUCACAGCUAAGCGGUAUAUGGUUGUAAUGUGACAAAUUGUGUGAGAAUUUAAGCGGUGUGAAUACUUUUGCAAAGUUUUGCACAGAUGAAUAGUGUUUUCAGAAAUAUGCACAGUCAAAUCCUAAAUUAUCCGUCGCCCUGGUAGAUUUAGGUUUAAAAUAAUCUGAUCAUUUUUACAAAAACGAUUCCAUUGACUUGAAGUCAUUUUUAUGUUUGGGGACCUUAAGAUUGAUAAGGAGGACAUUCAGACUCGAAGAUUUGGAGCUUAUCGAAGAUCGAACAAGUAGUUCUGGGAACAUCCAGCGAUUAAAUACUUUUCCAUUGAUCACUGAGAUUAUUUUAAUAAACUACAACUAAAAGACUGCUUUUUUUUUGUUUGUUUUUUGUUUUUUUUUAUCGAUCCUCCUCAUACAUUGUUGUAUUAUCCUUUGUGUCAUUUCUUGACACUAACAGACGUCUCGGACGAAUGGAAACCAUUUGAAAUCUAAAUCUUCCAGAAGUAUGGAUUAUUUUGAUGGGUGUCACUUUGACUGGCAGAGGCUCUGCAUUCAGGAAAGGAGGCGAGGCAACAAAGUGAAGUCGAGGUAGAUUUAUUUAGAGCUGCAGGUCACAGUUACACCGACACCCAUGUUUUUACAGUGAGACAAAGAAGUUGGCUUUUAUACGCUGGGGCGAUUCCAACACCAGACAAGAAAUAAUUAUUUACCCAAACCAAACACAAAUCUAAUAAUGCAAAUUAUUAGAACUAAACUGAUCUAAAGUCAAUCAAAGAUUAAAUGUAACUUAAUAUGACUUUAAUUGAAAAUGGUGCGUUCCAGGAGCUUUUCAACAGCACAUGGAGCUCCCUUUGCUGCUCCACCCUGCUGAGGAGACAAAGGUAAGACUGGAACGAUUCACCUCAAAUUGAAACAAACCAACAUUUCCCCACAGUCCCCCUGUCCUGAAAGUAUGUUUAAAUACAUGUCAAUGUUACUGAAAUAAAGAACUGAAACAAAAAGCACUUGUUCUGUAAACAAAUAUAAUAUCAAUAAUCACUUAUUAGGAAUGGAGCCCCUGGUCUCCAUCGCAAUGGGCUGAGCUUCGUCUUUGCUUUGUAAUGUUUGGUUCGCCUAAAUUCAACGCUUUUCUGAAUGGAAAUACGCUGACAAAUACAGAUAUUGCCAACUGGAUCCAUUUAUCGCUUUUAUGCACAGCUUCAGUUACCGACCCCGCCCUAAAUGGAUCCGCUUUCAGCGUGCGCCUUAUUUCAGCCGGCGCUCUGAUCACAGCUCGGCCUCCUAAUGAAGACAAAUCUCAAACCCAAACACGUCUUCGUCGUCCCUCCGUCCAGGAAUAGACGUCACGGAUUGGUCACAUCGGUCUGUCGAAACGGGCACCCGGCUGGUGACUCUGUGAUUGCGCAAUGACCGCUAAGUGAGAUGCGCUGGCGCCGAUUAGACGUGUAAAUUCCCCUGUUAUAGAAAGUAAAGCCGGGUUAGACACUCGGCGUGGUUUGGUUGUGUAACAUCUCUGGCUGAUGGAGUGACCCGCACAGUGUUGCACUCUGGGAAUUUUAGAGUUGUUUAAAAAGAAAAGAAAGAUUUUAAACCCGCUCUUACCUUUGACUUCCUGGUGUAAUUAUUUUAUUUUAUUUUUUUCCAUCGCUGCAGACUUUAAAACUGACUUUGCUUCCACAGUGAUGUAACAGUUUGAUUCUAACAGCUAUGCAACGCUAACAGAGAGAAAUGAACCAAUGAGAUGCUUCGGAUUGUGAUUUUUGUAUGAGAUGUCUUGUACACUUGCACUUUGAUCCUUCGAUUUGUUUUUUCCUUUGAGAAAUUUUUCAUAAAUUAGUGAAAACACAA
This is a messenger RNA of Gambusia affinis (western mosquitofish), 4410 nucleotides long. It is a transcript of the gene gjb8, whose product is annotated as gap junction protein beta 8. Gene Ontology annotation, cellular component: connexin complex. Lineage: Eukaryota; Metazoa; Chordata; Actinopteri; Cyprinodontiformes; Poeciliidae. Gene Ontology annotation, biological process: cell communication. The record is from RefSeq and is a predicted model, not a curated record. The transcript has 2 exons. Bases 204 to 983 code for a protein of 259 amino acids.